AUGUACGCAUCCCCACCUCCGACCCCAACUCCAAUUUCCACUACGUUGGAUGCAGAUAUAAAAGAAUUAAAACGAGAUAAUUUAUCUAUAAAAAACGAAAUUACAAGAAUGCAAAAUCAAUCGGAAUGGAGGAGUGAAGUCCGAAGUCAAGGGCAAGCAUCUAUAACAAACUUCGUUGGACAAAAUCGGGGAAUGGGUCGAGAAAGAAAACCGGAAAAAAGAUAA
Molecule: messenger RNA, 225 nt
Organism: Dentiscutata erythropus
Lineage: Eukaryota; Fungi; Glomeromycota; Glomeromycetes; Diversisporales; Gigasporaceae
Source: the annotation of a GenBank genome assembly